AUUCUUCCUAUCAUUACCAGUGUCCCAGGUGGUUCACCUUAUCCACGGAAGUGAACUCUUCUAAGCAAGGAAACAACACUUUUUGCACAAUGGAGCAGCUAUUUAAUUACUCACGAGGUAAUGAAUCAGAAUAUUAUAUAGGCUCUUUCCCUGCUGUGGUAGAUGAAAUACACGAGAUACAGAACAGAGUUAAAAUUCCUUCAAGUCCUGAAAGUGGUUCUAAACUGGUUGACUUCCCUUUCAAUACUACUGGAAUUGCUCCAAAUGUUUCUAAAAUACCAGAAAUUUUUUCUUCUCCGUAUGAUCAACUGUUCGAUAAUUUAACACGGAAUCUUCUCACUGGCGUCAUUGCCCUUAUUUGCAUUUUAGGCCUGGUGGGAAAUGGAACGACAAUUUAUUUCCUGGCUUUUUCCAUUAAGAGGAAUCCUUUCACCACUUUCAUCCUGAAUCUCUCCAUCGCUGAUUUUGGGGUCAUCACAUCCCUCAUUACUGCAGCUAUAUUUGUGUCAGUGUUUACUCUGAGUCACAGAGCACACCUUCUCAAUGCCCUUUUCUUCUUACUUUUUGAAUUCUUUUUCUUUACCUAUUCUGCCAGCCAGUUUCUGCUGACGGCCAUCAGCCUGGACAGGUGUGUGGCUGUUCUUUUCCCUCUCUGGCAUCGCUGCCAUCGUCCGCCAUAUUUAUCCACACUUGUUUGUGGCCUCAUCUGGAUCCUCUCCUUCCUGCUCUCUGCGGUGCAUUUCAUUCUCCACCAGACCAGAACCUAUGGAAGAUCACCUUUGUUUUACCAGCUGAUUGUGAAUGGUUUACUUUGUACACCUCUCAUGGCUGUGUCCACUGUGACUCUCUUGAUUCAUAUGAGGUCUAAAAUGCAACGCAAUCAAAAGAAACUUCUCACUACCAUUUUUCUGGCUCUCCUUUUCUUCCUCCUGUUUUCUCUCCCAAUGGAUGUCUUUUAUGUCCUUGAAUAUUUUGUUUCCUAUAAUCCCCUCCUCCUGACCAUUGGGGUAGGAUGUGCCACUCUCAACAGCAGCAUCAACCCACUCCUUUAUUUCUUAGUGGGGAGGAAGAAGAGAGGAAAAGAUCAGCCCAGAACCUCUUACAAGUUUGCUCUGCAAAGAGUCUUCAAGGAUGAGAAGGGAAGCACGGAAGAUCAGUUGUGAAGAGUCAUAAAUAUUGCAUAUGCAAUAUUUUGAGGUACAAGUUUAUUUGGGAUAUCACAUGUGCUUUCCUUAAGAACCUACAGAUGUGAUACAAUUUA
Pantherophis guttatus is the source of this 1261-nucleotide messenger RNA. The record is from RefSeq and is a predicted model, not a curated record. Lineage: Eukaryota; Metazoa; Chordata; Lepidosauria; Squamata; Colubridae.